Molecule: messenger RNA, 412 nt
Organism: Leptopilina boulardi
Lineage: Eukaryota; Metazoa; Arthropoda; Insecta; Hymenoptera; Figitidae
Product: trypsin inhibitor-like
Exons: 2
Coding region: 94-354 (86 amino acids)
Molecular function (GO): serine-type endopeptidase inhibitor activity
Source: RefSeq, a predicted model, not a curated record
UCUGCUUGCAUACAGAAAGAAUUAUUGUAAAAAUUUUAUUUAAAAAAAAAUCGAAAAUUAAUAUUGAAAAAAUUUUCAAUUAAAUUCCUCAAAAUGAAUUACAAAUUUUUUGCAUUAUUUUUACUAUUCUGCGUCAUGUUUAUAAUGGAAUUUGGCCAAUCAAAUGGACAUCAUCGAGACCGAAUUUGUAGACUGCCAUUAUUGACUGGACCUUGUAGAGCACGCAUACCACGAUAUGGUUACGUUCCUUCAGAAAAAUCAUGUCGACAAUUUAUUUAUGGUGGAUGUGAUGGAAAUGAAAAUAAUUUUAAAUGGAGAGUAGAGUGCGAAAACUUUUGUCGUGGUGUUGAAUAACUUUUUGCAAUAUCAACUAAUUCAUUCAAAAUAAUAUUUACUUGUUUUAAAUCUUCAA